This is a messenger RNA of Papaver somniferum (opium poppy), 469 nucleotides long. RefSeq names its product pyruvate kinase 1, cytosolic-like. The transcript is spliced from 5 exons. The coding region runs from base 46 to 270 and encodes 74 amino acids. NCBI's taxonomy places the organism in Eukaryota, Viridiplantae, Streptophyta, Magnoliopsida, Ranunculales, Papaveraceae. Gene Ontology annotation, biological process: glycolytic process. Gene Ontology annotation, molecular function: magnesium ion binding; pyruvate kinase activity; potassium ion binding. The record is from RefSeq and is a predicted model, not a curated record.
ACAAAAUUGAAUUUCUCUCCCUAUUGUGUACCAGGCAUUCAGAGGAUGUUUGUCAAGCUUGUGGGUUCCUGUCUACCCUGGGUCAACUUAGUCAGACUCAGAUAUUCACCAAACAUAGAAGGCUUAACUCAUUUCAAUGAAAUCCUCCAAGAAGCAGAUGGCAUUAUCCUCUCUCGUGCAAAUCUAGGCUUAGAGCUUCCUCUAGAAAAGGUGUUCUUAUUCAAAAGGAAGCCGUUUACAAGUGUAAUAUGGCCAGUAAGCCUGCAGUAGGGACUAGUAACUCGUGUUGUCGACACUGACAGAUAAAUUCAGAUCAACAUGUGCCAACUGCCAAAAAACUGAUGCGUCUAGCUGUAUUGGAUGGUGAACUGAGUUCCUCGGUCGAUCCUCACUUGAUACACGGGAGCAUCGGGCUGCUGGGUCGAUGUCGGCGUUGUUUUGACAAAAUGUCGUAAGUAGCCAUCUCGGA